Messenger RNA from Sycon ciliatum, 3828 nucleotides. Its product is annotated as cytoplasmic aconitate hydratase-like. Gene Ontology annotation, biological process: citrate metabolic process; tricarboxylic acid cycle. Lineage: Eukaryota; Metazoa; Porifera; Calcarea; Leucosolenida; Sycettidae. The record is from RefSeq and is a predicted model, not a curated record. Gene Ontology annotation, cellular component: mitochondrion; cytosol. The coding region runs from base 263 to 2890 and encodes 875 amino acids. The transcript is spliced from 16 exons. Gene Ontology annotation, molecular function: iron-responsive element binding; aconitate hydratase activity; 4 iron, 4 sulfur cluster binding.
AUCUUCAACCGUCGAAACAUGUGCAAAUGGAAAAUUGAAAGAAGUCAAGAACUGUUUGUGGCGUGCAAUGGUUUCUUGGAUGUGUGUGGAAAUCCCUGAGUAAUAGUUGUAUCUACGUGCCGUUUAUGUGCACAAGGAUUCUGUGACAGACAAAACAAUAGUAUCCUCCAUAUCAGCUUGUAAGGAGGACUUCUGACCUAAUGCCGGGGAUCAUGAGAUGAGCUUGAGCGUAGGAAGAAGCCGUUGAAGGAGAAAGUAUACAAUGGAUGAUAAAAUCAAUGCUGACCAGGAGCUACGUUAUUGUAAGCUACCGUUCUGUGUCCGGUGGAUGCUAAUUGCUCUGACUGGCCGAGGCGAAGAAAAUUCUCUUCUUCGCAGCUCCGAUAUUGAACGUGUCAUCAGCUUCUAUGGCUUCCCCAACCGUCCCCAAAGCGAGGAGAAAAUCCCCGUCAAACCGACCAGGCUUGUCAUGCAAGGCUUCAGUGCGUUGUCCCCGCUGAUGGACCUGGCGUGUAUCCGACAAGUUCUUCUUGCCAAUAACUUUGAGCCGGCUGUCUCUCAGCCUGGUGUGCCAAUGGAUGUCAUCCUAGACUCGGUUUUCGCUGAUGAACCGCCCCGCGAAGCCGGAUCGCCGGUUACCGAAUCAUUCUGCUACGAGCGUCUACACUUCCUGAAGUGGGCUGAUAAAGCAUUCGCUGGUAUUCGCACUAUACCACCCUGCCCAGGCACACUGAACCACGCCUCGCUGCUCUGGUGCCUGGCUAGAUGGGUAGUGAGGGGAUGCGACGGCUCACUCAAUCCAGACUUUGUCUUUGGUAUUGACAGUCACUUGGCCGUUCUAAAUGGCUUGGGAAUCUUAGCCCUCUCUGUUAGUCUUCUUGAGACGGAGACUGUACUACUGGAUAUGCCUAUUCAGUUCAAACUGCCGGAGGUUGUCGGAGUGCGUGUGCUAGGUCGGCCUCCGCCACUCUCCACGCACGUAGAGAAUGUGUUGUUUGUCAGCAAGUUUCUACGUCAGAACGAGGCUCUGCUGAAGAACCGCUUUGUUGAGUUUCUCGGCCCGGCAUUGGAGCACCUCACCAUCACAGACCGCAUGACCAUUGCAAACACAUCGACAGAGUAUAACGCACUCGCUACCUACUUCCCCAUUGACAAGAUCACGCUGGACUAUAUCCACCGAACGUCUCCGUCAUUGAAGCGCUCUGAAAACCUAGAGCAGUACUUGCGGAUAAGCAAGCUGAUUGCAGACGACCCGACUCCUGACCUUGUCUUCAAUGAGGUUAUUGAGGUCAACUUUGAUGACAUGGUUGUGAACAUCUGUGGACCUUAUCCAAUGGUUUACCGGACAGUUGUGGAGAAAUUCCCACAAGAAAUCCGUGAAAACCUCAGCAAGAGACAUGGUCGGCGUGCAAUGUAUGCUGCGGAUAUCACCACCACGGUGACGUAUGAAACAGAAGGGCAGAAGUUCACCCUUGGUCAUGCCUGUCUUCUAACAGCAUGCAUACCUGCAAGUGCCAAUGCCAGUCAACCCAUGGCUAUGUUAGCUUGUGGUCUCCUGGCACGCAAUGCGUUUCGCCACGGCUUCCGAGUGUCUCCGUACAUUCAUGCUUGUAUGUCCCUGCGCGGCGGUCUCAAUGCAUUCUACCUGCGAGAGGCUAACCUUAUGAACGCGCUGUCGGCAAUAGGCUUCUCCCUGGUGGGUCUCGAUGACAAUCUCCUGGAGCGGCAAGUCUUCUCACCGCCGUGCCUCACUGCCGAGAUUGCAAAGGCACAGCUGAUCACGUGUGGUGUAAUGUCUGGUACACACACUACACAGUGCUGUGACGUCAUCCUGUCAGCCACGACGGCCAACUUUACCUGCUCACCACCGUUGGUCAUUGCGUAUGCACUAGCUGGAAACCUUGCCAUCGACUUCAACAUCACACCUAUUGGUAAGUCAUCCGAGACUGGCGAGGCUAUUUAUCUGAAGGAUAUCUGGCCGUCGAAGGAGGAGAUCUCCUGGCUUCAGAAGCAAGUCAUCUACCCGGCGAUAUCACGUGAAUUUGCCAAAGAGAUCCGAAGUGAUAAAGACUGGGCAGAUAUCCCCACCGUUACCGGUGCAAGCUAUCCGUGGGAUCCCAGCUUCACGUACAUGCAGAGACCGCCCUUCUGUAACUUGGUGCCCAAACCCCAGCAGCUGUCCCAGCUGUGCAUCGAGGGUGGCCACGUAUUGAUGUACCUUGGUGAUGAUGUCGCCAUGCACCACUUGUCACCGGCUGGUAGCAUGUCUAGGACGUCACCAGCAUCACGAUACCUGUCAUCACUCGGUAUCGAGGCGCGUUGUUUCAACACAUACGGCUCCCGUGUUGGUAACCACCAUGUCAUGACACGGGGCAUGUUUGAACACAAAUACCUCAACAAUCGUCUCGUCCGCGGCGUCGGGCCCCGGACUCUGUUCCUGCCGUCCGGAGUGGAGACUGGUGUGUACGAUGCCGCUGUGGCGUAUCGCUCACGGAACAUUCCUCAGAUCAUCAUUGCUGGCUUUAACUAUGGCAUUGGUGCAUCUCGCGACUGGGCGGCCAAGGGCUUAGUGGCUUUGGGAAUCCGUGCUGUGAUUGCACGCAGUUAUGACGAGGUGCACCGCAGCAACCUGGCCUGCUGUGGCGUCUUGCCUCUCCAGUUCCUGAAGGAUGAGUCUGGCGAGAAGCUUGGCAUCACUGGACAUGAAAGCUUCAACUUGUUGCUUGGAAAGGAGAUUCAACCCAACCAGGUCCUGAAAAUGCAGCUCAACACCGGGUUGGUCUUUCAGGUUGAGCUUCGACUGGACUCCUUCCAGGAGAUUGACUUCUUCAGCCAUUCUGGAAUGGUCAAUUUUGCGGCGUAUCGUGACUUGACUAAAGCAAUGGUGUAGUGACCAGCACCGCUGCUACUUUUGUGGGUAGCACUGCGACUGCUGUUGCGGUAGCGCGGUUAGCACUGAUGCUACUGCGACUGCUGCUUCUGUUCCCGUGCCAUCAUCAACGGCUGCUACGGCUGCUGCUGCUCCUGCGGCUGGUCGUAAGCAAUUGCUGCAGUGAAGUGCAGAAAAAGACGCUGUCGUCACCCCAAUCACCUGCAGCAGGCCUGUCGGGUGUCAUACACUCACCUUCUUCCAUGCACUUGCAGAAGAACAGCAGGAACGAACGAGUAAUUCAGUAGGUAUGGUAAAGAUUACUUUCCGCAAUAACGAAUAUGUCAGAAUCUACUAUUUUUUUCCAUUCUGGAAGGCAUAACGCUUUUGCGUUUACCUGUUUUCGUCUUUUUGCUGUUGCCAUGGAUGCAGUAUACGCUGCUGUUUAACUGCCCGCUAGAAACUAUCAUUAUGAACACCGGAUUUGUAAUGCAAGUGAUGCGUCUGAUUGUUCAGACCUCAUUGCGACCUAAAGCUGACGUUUUUCAUUAAUAUAGGAACAUUGUACUUUAGCCGGCCGCGUCCCCUUUCUAAUGCUACCCCACCAGAUGCUUAUUUGUAUGUUGCAAUAUAUUCUUUAGCCUGUGGCUGCUACUGCUGCUUAGGAUGUAUCAGCUGAAGUAGUCACCGUACAUUGCACAGCUCUAAGCCUGUGUGAGUCUGUAUGCCACCUGACUAUGCAUUGAGGCUAGUUAAUUAAAUAACAGCUGCCGUGCUAUACGUAAGUCCCCUGUUUUUUUAUGUGCUUUAUUUUUCGACAGGCACAACUGUGUGUCAUAUUGUGUCUCUCUUCAAAACCUGUUCCCUCUCGGACAACUGCUUGCAGAAUUUGCAGGGAGCCAUAGUGCGCUCUCCUUCCCUCUUUUUUUAUCGCUGAAGACGUAUAUCCUUUCCCCCGA